AUGUCGCGCGCCUCCCCACCAAGCGUUCAGGGGCAGUCGCCAGCGGAUGCACUCCAAGAUUAUGCCCCAGAUCCUUACCUGUCGACCACAUCUGAUCCGGAGGAACUCAUGUUUCAAGCCAGUGCCAUUCUACUUACGCCGCGAGGGAGCCCUGGGCACUCGCACAGUGGUCCGAGCUCGUCCCCCGAAGAGUCUCGAACUGACUCCACCCAAAAACACUAUUUAGACCCGAGAGCGGGAGGUUAUGCGGACCUCAGCACCUGCGCUUCGCCUCACUCCGAUACGAGUAUCUUUGUGGAACCGAAAGAUAUCGAACUACCAAGAACUUCGGGAAGCUGGCAGAAUGAAAAUUUGUACGCAAAUGAAGAGCAUAAUGUGCCCGUUGGCUCUGCAUGGUCUACACCUUCAAAUGCCUUUCAGUGGUCGAGUUCAGAACACAAUCCGAAAUCAUCGUCUACGUCGACAGGCCUAGCACCUCAUGGAAAUACUAGCGCAAUGCAGCAUCCAAUUCCCCUCUCAUAUCAGUCCGGCCUCGGGGUCUUUAACGCAGGCAGCGAGCUGUCCCAACUCAAUGCCUUGGCCGACCAGGAACCCACUACCAAUCUUGCGUCGGAUGUAACCAGGGGGAGGAGCCCGGUGGUCAAGAUCACCACAUUUUCUCGAGGCGAUUCGCCCGCGGAACGCAGCAUAUCACCCGGAGGGCGUCUCGGCCAGUCCUACGCACAUCUAUCUGCGGACCAAGAGGAAUCGAGAAGCGAGCAUGAUGAUCGUCACUCGAUUUCGUCUGCGCCCGUGAAGCGAUCUGCGAACGGCGGGUGGAUUCCAAACUCCGUGACCCAACUAGCUGGCAUUGACCCUCAAUCCCGUGGCAACGAAUACGUGCCGAGUCCCAAUGACGUUCACAGUCAGCAAGUAAGGAACGAGAAAAACCAGGUCAUCUCCCACUGGACUGAGUCUGUGAGUGCAGCAAACAGUGAUGCUGGUGACCUCUCGCCUAGUCCACCGCGCCAACGCCCACGCCAUGUCUCCAGAAGACUGCGCGCGAGGAGCACUGGGGAUCACCCUUUGGAACAAGAAGACUACUUCAACUUGCAAUCCAGCGCCACAGACGGAACAUUCCCCGGGCCGGGAGUAUUAAUCCAUGAAAGCAGCGAGGACAUGAGCGAGAGCGAAGCAAGCGUUGGCACUUACUCUGAUGAAACCUCAGCCGAAGUCGAUGAGCCUGGCAGAUAUGAUCGUAGCACCCCCGAUAUCUACACAUCUCUGUCACCAACCAAGACAGAUGAGAACAUCCGGCUUUAUCCCUGGCAUGACCCCCCUCGCGACCCGACACCCAGAUCGCAUGCAAUGCAGCCAUACAGUUCCACACAGGCAAUGAUAGCGUUCGAGAAGCGCGUACGUGAUCUCGAAACUGCAUCGCUUGCGGCAACCAUUGAUAACAACAGCAUCAUCAAUGUCGGCUCAUCUCUCGCUAAUUUUUCCCUCUCCGAACAACCUAAAAAGCGAGGUAGUUUGUUCAAGCGUCUGCAGGCAUCCUCCAUACUGAAGCGCCAAGCGUCUGACCUUUCCAUGGGUCCGUCUGUUCAUUCUAACACCUACCCUGGACUUCCGCAGGAUGAUAUAGAGAACGCACCGGCGAAACAGAGUUACUCACCCAGAAGCAUGUUCAACCGUCGCCAUUCGCGGUCGCCGAGCUUGAGCAAUGCACUUCUUUCAAUGACCAGUCAAAUGGCUGCUGUUGGGGGUAGUCAGCCUGUGCGAGCUGUGUCACCUGCACCGUCGCCGAAUCCAGAGAGGAGCUCCUUGAACAUCCAAUUCAAAGGUCGAGGCCGAAGCAGAAGCGAGCUCCCCCGACCAAGUAGUCCUGGGCUGAUCAAUCUCAUGACCGCCCACGGGGGCCCACCAGUCCCAAAACUCACAUCGCCUCGACUCAGCCCAGACACCGAUCAAACAGCUAGAACUACACCUUUGGGCCCUGGUGUCGGUGGCCCCGAAGAUGAGAGCGACGGUGACGUGGGAGAUGUCAAAGGCGUGGUCAUGGAGUUCCCGGCUAUCCAGAGUCUUCCAGUCCCAACAUUGGAAGGGUUCAAAUCGCAGAUCAUGCAACUGAAUCCAAGACUCGAGCCGGCUUUGAUUCAUCGUCUCGCACACGAACAAGACCGUCGAUAUAAGAUGUUAGUCGCGUUGCAGCAGAAACACACCAUUGAGACUACCAGCCGCACAUGUAAAUCUGGCAGCUUUUGUCCUGCGCAGGGAGGACAACCUACCUUAUUGCACGAUCCCAAGGCACCCGCCGAGCCUGAGUCGGGACAAAUUCAAUUCAGGGUGACGAAUUUCGGCCACGGACACGAGCAACAGCGAAGGUACCGUGGCCGCGGCACAUUCCCUCCCGGGGUGCCCCUUCCGCCAGUCAGUCGUCUCCCCGCUCGAUUCGAGUGCCCCAUUUGCUUCCAGGUGAAAACGUUCCAGAAGCCAUCCGACUGGUCCAAACAUGUCCAGGAAGAUGUACAGCCUUUCACAUGCACCUUCCCUCACUGCAAUGAGCCCAAGUCGUUCAAGCGCAAAGCAGAUUGGGUUCGGCAUGAGAAUGAAAAGCAUCGACACCUGGAAUGGUGGACCUGUGCGUUCCCCGAGUGCAAUCACACAUGCUACCGUAGGGACAAUUUUGUUCAGCACUUGGUUCGGGAACACAAAAUGCCCGAGCCUAAGCCCAAGAAGACCAAAUGCCCCAACCCUGCAGAUGUCGAGGCUGUGCCGAAUAGCCGAAGGGAACAGGAUGUGGAAAGGUUGUGGAAAAUGGUGGAGGAAUGCAAACACAACACCACUCAAGCCCCCCAGGAAGAGCCAUGCCGCUUUUGCGGGAAUGUCUGUCGGGACUGGGGUAAAUUGUCAGUUCACCUUGGCAAGCAUCUGGAGCAACUAGCAUUGCCCGUUUUGCGACUAGCGAAGCCAAGCACUGCCCCGGCCCCUGUCGCCAGUACUAGCCAUAUGCAACCGGCCCGGGGAUCGACCUCCGCAACCUAUCCCUCGGCCGCGAUGUAUCACCCUGGACAUCAAGCACACGAAACGUCAUCCGCCUCCCACCUGCAGCCGCAAUACGCGAUCCGAAACACUAGUACGCCCGUCAACCCUGCGUUCUCAAUCAACAACGUUCCGCUAGCAGACUAUUCCACCAUCUCCGACGGCGAGUUUUCUAUGGAACCAGACUCUAUCACGGAUUCUCCCGCCCCUGAUCAUUUCCCGGCCUACGCCCCGACAGGGCAGUUUGGCCAGAACACCCUCCUCUCGGCUGAGGCCCAGGCGUAUCCCCUGCAUCAGAACUCGGUGUCAUACCCACCGCCUUACAAUGCUGUUCCGAGAACAAAUAUCUCAGAGAUAGCCAUGCCACAAAACUCGUAUCCUCUUGCCCAAUUUCUCCCCCAGUCUUCUCUUUGCCCCGCAGAAGGAACUUAUCCUGCUUACCAAGUCAUGGAAUCCAGUGUCCCCUAUACUUCCUCUGCUUACUCUUCUGGAUGA
Molecule: messenger RNA, 3516 nt
Organism: Penicillium bovifimosum
Lineage: Eukaryota; Fungi; Ascomycota; Eurotiomycetes; Eurotiales; Aspergillaceae
Product: putative C2H2 finger domain protein
Exons: 2
Coding region: 1-3516 (1171 amino acids)
Source: RefSeq, a predicted model, not a curated record